GUGGGGUGCUGGGUCGGAAAACCUCCAAGAGUGCCCUGGCUCAUUGUACGGUCACUUGUCCUGGUGCGGAUACGUCCGGCGGGAACGGUGGCUGACAAUGGCUGGGGCCUGGUGCAUCCUGGGCAACGGCGGUAAGUGACUUCUCGCUAUUUAGAGAUCUCACUUACCGACGGCUAAUAUUCCGACAGAGGUGGUGAGCGGCGAGCCCAAGUUAUGGGGUUUGUCGUGUUUUUGUUGGGGGCGGGUUUUGUUCCGCGACUUCUCGUAGUGGGAGUGGUCGGCGGGCCCGGUGAGUGCUUCGUUGCGCAGCCGGGCUGGUUUCAGUGCCACCGCCGAAAAACCGUAAUCCCUCGCGGAGGUGUGGUCAUGUUUCGCACCCGAGUGAGGGGACGGGGGCCUUGGCUUAACCGCCUGGGCCGCGAGGAGUAAACCUCUAUAAAAAUCCUCUUGUGUAAGCUUCGGUGCCUGGCGAUGCAUAGUUCGUUGUGCGGUGCACGCUACCGGACAUUAAAAGUUCGGUUAGCGUGUUCUGUGCUGCGGGCGGGUCGGUGGAGUAUCAUCGGCCGCAAGGGCACCAACCUCGGGGUAUCUGCCGCACCCCGUUGUAUGUAGGCCGCACGCAGAAGCAGGGGCUCCCCUGCGUGUGAAACCUUUCCCCCAUACUCGUGGGAACAAGUAUGGAUAUGUCAAAAACAAAACCCAAAAUUGAUGUCGUGUCCGAGAAGGACGGUGAGAAGUCGGUGCCCGCGAAGGGCGGAGAGAAGUCGGUGCCCGUGAAGGGCGGUGUUAGUAAAAAGAAGUCGGAAGUGGAGGUUCUGAAAGAGUGCUCCGUUGUACUGGGCGAGGAUGUUGUGGAGUUAGGUCGCCGUCGCACUCGUCACAGCUUGUUGAGGGCGGUUGCGGGCGAGACCGACUGCGGGUCUUCGCGGUCGAGCUUGUGCGCAUCCCCAAUUGAUGAAGGCAUGGAGACGGAGCAGUUGCCGUCCACAUCUGGACUACGCUCCUGGCGCAAAAGGCGUCUCAACGAGUCCGAUACGGACUCCACGGUCGAGGAUGAGGGCGAUGUCCAAUCCGUCCGCAAAAGGUCCGGCAGCCCUAGAGUGGGAUCGAGAGCCAGUUCGAUCGCUAGAAAGAAGGAGGAGUGUCGGCAAUUCACAUACCGAUUUUUCGAAGAUGAAGGGACAGCCGCUGGCAAAUCUGGUCUGCCCCCAGUGACGGUCUUAGAUUAUCACGAGAGUGAUUUCUUUUCUUCCGGAGAUGAGGAGUCAGACAAACCGACGGAGCUGGACAGGCCGACGGCAUCUGGCGCCACUGCCACCGCUGCCGCCGGUGACAAGAACAAAGUGGCCGAGGAGGUACUCCAUAGGGCGAAACUUCUCGUCCAUCGGCAAGCGGAUGCUCUUAGCGACGUCGUUAAGAAGGCGGGAAAUCUCAAAGGGACCACCAUAAGGACCCUGAAAGAGGGUUUGGCCGGGAUCACACAGGUUGUGGACACCUUGGAGGGGGAUCUAUUUCCGACGUCGGUCUCUCCACUGGUCUCAAAGAACCUGAGACUUGAGCAGGAAGUCGAGUACCUGCGUCGGCAGUUGGCCGAGGCUCGUGCUGCCAAGCCAGCUGCCAAGCCAGCGGCCCAGGCCGGUAUCUCGGCAGACGGUGUUCCUGUUGUAGGAAGUGAUGCGAGCGCAUUCCGUGCUCAAAUAAUGAGAGAUGUCGGCGGCAUCGUCCGCCAAAUGGUAGGGACAUUUAUGAAAGAGGUGAGAGAAAUGAUCUCAAUUCGCCCCCCUCCAGAGAAGGUGUCGUCCUCGUCUGCGGUCUCCACGCAAACUUUGCCCGAGGCCGGGACAAUGGCGUCAGAUGUGCCCGACACCCCUAGAGUCGGCGACCGGGGUUCUCUUCCCCAGUCAGAAACGGGUCGGGCCAAGAAGAAGAAGGCGAAGAAGACGCCCGUCACACCGGCGCCCUCUGGACAGCCCGAGCCGGUGGCUUCGACCUCCGCUCAAACGUCUGUGCAGUCGACCGCGUCCUCCUGGGCGACGGUCGUAAAAGGAAAACGGGGCAAGACCGUCAGUGUUCCCGAAGGGCAGCCUGUGGCUGCGAACCCUCCGGUGACGAAAGCCGGUUCGGCCCCCUCGAAGAAGGCAAAGAAGACGAGCGCACCCUCGCCUUCUAAACUGAAACCGCCUCGCUCCGCGGCGGUGAUUAUUACGUUGGACCCGGAGGCGGAAAGGGAGGGUGUCGCGUAUGCGAAUGUCUUUGCGGAGGCCAAGAGAAGGAUCGAUCUCCGCGCAUUGGGGAUCGAAGAUAUGCGGUUUCGCACCGCGAUCACCGGCGGUAAGGUCCUAGAGGUCCCAGGUGCUGAUGGCGCGGAGAAGGCCGACGUUCUGGCGUCGAAGCUCCGGGAGUUCAUCCCGGAGAAUAUGGCCAAAAUCUCCAGGCCCGUAAAGUCCGCGGAGAUGCGGAUAUCGGGCCUGGACGACAGUGUUACGUCGGAGGAAGUGGCCGCUGCGGUUGCCCGGGAGGGUGGCUGUCAGGUGGACCAAGUGCGAGUCGGAGAGGUUCGACGUACUAGAUCUGGGGUGGGCACUUGCUGGGUUAAAGCUCCAUUGCAAGUUGUUAAGAAGAUGACGGUCGCCGGCCGAGUUCGUAUAGGCUGGGUUUCGGCGAAAGCAGAGCUCCUGCGGCAGAGGCCGCUUCGGUGCUUCCGCUGCUUGGAGGAAGGACAUGUGCGGGCAUCCUGCAGUCAUGAGCAGGACCGCAGCGGUCUAUGUUACCGCUGCGGAAACGAAGGCCAUAAGGCGGCGAUGUGCGCGGCCGACCCAAAGUGCGCUGUGUGUUCAGCGCAGGGCCGGCCGUCGGACCAUUGGGUGGGGUCCAAGGCCUGCACUCCUCCUAAGAAGCGUAAGAAGCAACCGGUGAAAUUGCCGAACCCAGCAGGCCGGGUGAGUGUGGAGGGAGAGGAGAUGGAAACGGGCAGGUAGUCCCGCCCUCCUCUCCGGCGAUAAUUACAUCGCCACAGGGCCGGGGUGACGACUGCGGGGGCAGUCCCACCCCACACCAACAUGGCCCUGGGAAGUCGCGCGCGCAUCCCCGCGCGCUUCCCCUAGACGGGGGUGGGUAUUCAACAUCUCGUACCCGCCCCAAACUGAGUCGGGGCCCGCGAGCCGGUGCGGGCCAAUGCCGUUGGGGAUCCCGGUAGAUUACGCAAGGGAACCCGGGUUCCCAACAUUAAGGCGCGGCGAGGGAAUGCCAUGUGGUUUUUAGCCGGUAGGAGUCCGGCAGUAUUCACACCCUCCCCCGGGGGUGUGUCUCUGCAUUACGCAUUUUCCAAAUUUAAAAAAAAAAAAAAAAAAAAAAAAAAAAAGGUUAGGUUAGGUUAGGUUAGGUUAGGUUAGGUUAGGUUAGGUUAGGUUAGGUUAGGUUAGGUUAGGUUAGGUUAGGUUAGGUUAGGUUAGGUUAGGUUAGGUUAGGUUAGGUUAGGUUAGGUUAGGUUAGGUUAGGUUA
Galleria mellonella (greater wax moth) is the source of this 3501-nucleotide messenger RNA. RefSeq lists its product as uncharacterized. Lineage: Eukaryota; Metazoa; Arthropoda; Insecta; Lepidoptera; Pyralidae. The transcript is spliced from 2 exons. Gene Ontology annotation, molecular function: zinc ion binding; nucleic acid binding. The record is from RefSeq and is a predicted model, not a curated record. Bases 678 to 2978 code for a protein of 766 amino acids.